AUGCCUCGCAAGUCGCGGCCGGCGACGCCCAGCAUGAUGCUGGGCCCUCUUGGAGGUCCAAACUCACCGCCUCAUACCCCUGCCACCACCGUGCCAAUGGCGAACCGCAAGUUCGCUGCACGACACUUGCCGCAAUGGCAUCACCAAAUCAUACUGGAUGACUCCAGCAUUCAGCCUACUGGCAAUGGCCACGAAUUCAGCUUUACGCCCUCUAAUCGCUUCGCUGAGUUGUCACCGCGCACUUCCUCGGAAGACUCCUCUGAGUCUGAUGAAGAGGAGGAAUCCGAAUCCGAACCCGAAUCUGAACAACGCCAGGUAUCCCACGUAAGACCUAAGGCCAAUGACGACGAAGACGACGACGACGACGAAGAUGAAGACAGCGAUGAUGAAGACGACGAUGAAGAUUCAGACGACGAAGAAUCGGAAGACUCAGACGAUGAUACGCCUAUGCGCUUUGCUCCUCCGGCCCCGGCUCCAAUGCCGGCCCCGAUGCCAGCAUCCGUAUCCGCCUCCAUGUUCGCUCCGAGGCCUGUGCCCACGCCGGCCUCUCGUAUGGCCGUUGACAGCAGUUCCGGAGAGGAAUCAGAUGAGGAGGAAGAAGAUGAAGACGAAGACGAGGAGUCCGACUCUGAUUCGGAAGCAGAGUCUUUGGCUACCCCUCCUAUCCAAGAGGUUCCCCAGGCAACACACAUUAUCACCGCUACCACCACUUCAACUGUAAAGGCGAAUUUCACGCUGGAAGAGCUUUCCGACUUUGACCCAAUGGAUCAAGACCGCAGUGGCACCAUUGCCCCCUCCGGCUUCUCCUCCCCAUCCUCUGCUCGCUCUCGAUCACGGGCACCACCGCCUAAAGGGCUCCCUCCUGGCUUCACGCAGGAGAUGAGAAAUCUCGGAUUUGAUGGAUCCAGCUCUGAAGGUUCGGAUAACGACCUGGAUGCCGAUGAGGCUCACCGCGAGUUUGUGCGCAUGCAACGGGAGCUGAAGAUGCGCAAGCGGCGGUCCCACGGAUCUAGCAUUGGCAAGCGCACCAUAUCAGAGCGUAGCGACUCUGACCACGAAGAUAUGACACCCCUCGACGCAGACGAUGUUGGCUCCAGCGCCCGCAGACUCCGGCGACGCUACGGAGAUAGCCACAGACACAGCUUUAUCCUAUUCCAAGACCCACCUCCGCCUCGUAUCGACGAAGUCGAGGAGCCCGAGAGUGAGGUUGAAGGCACUUUUAUCUUUUGCGAUAGCGGCACGCUGGCGCGAGAGCUUCCCUACUAUUCCAUCGAGAUUAUGGAGUACGAGAGUCCCAGUCCCAGUCCUAGCCCAUGA
Molecule: messenger RNA, 1317 nt
Organism: Colletotrichum fioriniae
Lineage: Eukaryota; Fungi; Ascomycota; Sordariomycetes; Glomerellales; Glomerellaceae
Source: RefSeq, a predicted model, not a curated record